Enterobius vermicularis (human pinworm) is the source of this 366-nucleotide messenger RNA. The record is from the annotation of a GenBank genome assembly. NCBI's taxonomy places the organism in Eukaryota, Metazoa, Nematoda, Chromadorea, Rhabditida, Oxyuridae.
AUGGUAACGACAAGAUUGAACGAAAGACUUCAUAUACUUGCUACAAAUACUUCUUGUCCAUGUCAAAGACGAACUCAGUGUUCCGCUGACGAUGGACCAGGAUCAGGUUUUAUUGUAGCAGUAGCUCUUGCAGUUGAGCUGGACUUGAAACGUGGCCCAUCCGAAAAUGAUCUUAUUGAAAGAGCUGAAAAGUUUUGCCGAAGUCUCGAAGGAAGAUGGGCGUUAGGCGACUGUGGCAAUUCACUUAUCAUUAUUGGUUGGAAACAUUAUUCAAAAGUACGUUCUAAUUUUACUUUUCAUUUAUUUGAUCUACAUCUUUUGAGCGACCUAUUCACUCUUACUUUGUCAUUUUCUCUUCUUAUGUAA